AAAAGCGGAGUCAACAUUUCAGCAGCACAUGGCUAAGUCAAGUUCAGUCACUGACGGUAGCUACGGUACCCGGGGAGGCACAAACCUUAUCUUCAAACAAAACCGCGAAACGCCUUCACCUCUUCAGUCAGUCCGUGCGGAUCGCAGCACAGUGCAGCUUCAUCUCGGAGAACACUAGUGAGAGAGUGAGUGAAAGAGCGAGAGCGAUCCAGAGAGCAGGGAGACAGGGAAGAGACGGAGCUACAGACACUGUGAAUAAUAGUGACCACCAAACGUCACAAUUUUCUCUUCAAUUUCACCUCAAACCCUGUCGGCGCUUGGAUGAAACAAAACCUAUCGAUCUGUCAGUGUUACACCUGGAUCCACUGACCAGCUUAGCAGGCAUGUCCCGAAGGAAACAGAGCAACCCACGGCAAAUCAAACGUCGUCUGGACGAUGGCCUGGAGGAGGAAGAGGAGGAGUGUGUGUCGGAGGAGAGCGAGCUGGUGGCCAAAGAGGAGUUCUCGGCGGAGGAGGGUUUCAGCGCCGACUUUGAGCCGGAGAACCUGAGCUGCGAGGGCAUGGACUACUUCUGCAACAAAGGAGAAGAGGAGGGGAGACGGGAAGUGAGGGAGACAGACAUGGACACCUCUAACGAGAAGACCCGACACCCCCCGCCAGAACCUGAGGAGUGGGACGGACCAAGGGAGCUGGACGUCUUCCACAAAGAGGGAGAGCGCCGCAUUCACACCCGCCAGCAGCUUCCCGUCGGCACCACGUGGGGACCCUUCGAAGGCAAGAUCGAGACCAGCAGCGACGGAGGGAGCUUGAAGACCAAGAGCUCGGUCCCACUGGUGCUGAAUGCCGGCCCCAGGUGGCUGCUGGAUGUGACUUGGCAGGGAGCGGAGGACAACAAAAACAACUGCGUGGUGUACAGCAAAGGGGGCCAGCUAUGGUGCACCACCACUAAGAACCUGAUGGAGGGCGAGGAGCUGGUGGCGUUCGUAGUGGACUUUGACUCUCGGCUGCAGGCGGUGAACCACAUGUCCAUGAGUGAGGGCAUGUACCCUGCCCGGCUCCUCGACAGCAUCCAGCUGCUGCCCCAGCAGGCCGCCAUGGCCUCCAUACUGCCCACCGCCAUUGUGAACAAGGACAUCUUCCCCUGUAAGGCGUGUGGGAUCUGGUUCCGCAGUGAGAGGAACCUGCAGGCCCAUCUGAUGUACUACUGCAGCGGCCGCCAGAGGGAGCUAGAGAGCGUGGCCGAGGACACAGAGACCAACCACCACCACCAGCCGCCCAGCAUCUGCCCCUUUCCACAAUGCAACAAGAGCUUCUCGGGGGCCCGGGCCCUGGAGGUGCACCUAAGCACACACAGUGGUGUCAAAACGGAAGAGACUCUCCCCCCCGGCACCAGCCUGAAAUGCACGAUCUGCAACUACACGGCGGAUUCGCUGAUCACAUUCCAGCACCACAUCCUCUCGCACCUGUCACAGGCGGCCUUCAGAUGCAAUCACUGCCAUAUCAGCUUCCAGAACCAUAGGGAGCUGCUGCAGCAUCAGGACUUACACAGCCACUCGGGGGGGAAGCUCCGCAGGGACGACAGCGAGCACUCCCCGCGGACGGGCGACGACGUCCUGCAGCAGGCCCGGGCCGAGCUGGCCGGCAGGAAGGACAUGGUCCUCCCGAGCCCCAAGGGGCUGUCGGGGAAAGACGGCAGCCCGGACGUCGAUCUGGAGCGGCUAGAGAAGAAGCCUGCGCUGGCGAUGCAAAAACCCGAUGGCCACCCGGUGAACAAGGCCAGCUUCUCCUACACCCGCAUCAAGUCGGAGCCCUCCAGCCCCCGCCUGGCCUCCUCGCCCGUCCAGCAUAGCAUGGGCCCCAGUUUCCCCAUGGGCCCCUUCCUGUCCCAGUUCGCCUUCUCGCAGGACAUCUCUGUGGUCCCGCAGGCAUCGGAGAUCCUUGCCAAAAUGUCCGAGCUGGUCCACCGGCGCCUCCGCCACGGGGGCAGCAGCUACCCGCCGGUCAUCUACAGCCCGCUCAUGCCGAAGGGCGCCACCUGCUUCGAGUGCAACAUCACCUUCAAUAACCUAGACAAUUACCUGGUCCACAAGAAGCACUACUGCAACAGCCGCUGGCAACACAUGACCAAGUCGCCCGACUUCCCCGGGAUCUCGGAGAAGGCCGCGCAGGAGUCGGUGAGCCCAAACAGUGGCCACAGCGCAGUGGGGAUGCUCUCUGGGUGCCUCCCCUCAGAGACAGAUAAUAACCUCCUGCCGUCCUCUUGCAUCAACUCCUCAGUGCUGGACAUGAUGAGCGCUGGGGAGAAAGGGCCUGAGAAGGACCUCGCUGGACAGGUGAAGAAGGUUGCCACGCCACCUGCCGGCGGGGAGGAACGUUUGAACGGGAAACAGCCAGAGGUCAAGAGCCCCAGCACAGGUCUGGUCGAAUCGGACAGCGAUCCCAACAAAACUACGUGCGAGGCUUGCAACAUCACCUUCAGUCGCCACGAGACCUUCAUGGUGCACAAGCAAUACUACUGCGCCACGCGCCACGACCCGCCCAUGAAGCGCAUGAACAGCAACAAGGUCCCCGCCAUGCAGAGGACGAUGAGGACGCGCAAACGCAGGAAGAUGUACGAGAUGUGCCUCCCGGACCAGGAGCAGAGGCCUCCCAUGGGGCCGCAUCAGACAGGGUUCCUGGGAGUCCCUGCCUUGGGCAACCCCUGCACCUCCCAGGAGGCUGCGGAGAAUCUGGCCGACCGCUUCCACCCCCGCCACGACAUCUUUCCAGGCAUGGUCCCCAAACACCUGGAGGCCUCGCUCACUGUCAGCAAAUCCAUCCUUGGUCCCAAAUGCAACACCGUCGAUUCGCACGAGCUGGACGCCCCUAUUGAUCUCAGCAAAAAAUGCUCACCACUCCCCGACAAGUCGUGCAACUCCCCCAAAAGACUUUUGGACUACCAUGAAUGUACCGUGUGCAAGAUCAGCUUCAACAAGGUGGAGAACUACCUGGCUCACAAACAGAACUUUUGCCCUGUGACGGCUACCCAGCACAACGACAUCGGGCCUCUCAAACAGCCUGUGUUUUCCGAGGUAAAAAACGAAGGUGUUAAUCCUGAGGACGCCUACGACAAGAACCCUGUUAAAUGUGAGAAAAAUGGCGUUGGGGACCUUAUGGUGCAAAAUGGCGGCCUGUACACUCCACACCACCUCAGCUCGGCAGCGGCGCUGAAGGCCUUCUCCGACUCGCAGCUCGGGCUCAACAAAGACGAGAGCAAGAACAUGUUUCUGCCCCAUGGCCUUUAUCCCGGAGCAAUAAAGAAGAUGAAGGGCAACGAACAAAUCUCACCACCCUACUUCGGGAUUAAGCCGAGCGACUACCUGAGCGGACUGCUGACACCGAGCGAGGGGAGCGAGCAGGAGCAGGCGGCAGCGAACGGUGCCCCCGAGACAGGCAAGGAGCCACCACCCUCUGCCAAUGGAUGUCCGCACCCGGGAAAAGAGGUGUCCCCUCUGCUGCCCAACAACAGGAGCAUGGUGAUCGUGAACGGAGGGCACAAGCCAGACGAUCGCCCCUCUGCCUCAACCCCACAGCAGGAGAACCCGGCCUUGCACACCCCAGCUGCAGACGGGCACGGUUCCCCCACAUGGAGCACAGAGAACCCGCCCGAAGCCACUGAGAACACCUCCCCCGGGGCCAAGUCUCCGACGGAGGAGGUGCCACCGCCGCCGCCGCCGCCGCCGCCAGCCAUCACCAAGGGCCUAAAUGGCUCGGCCCAGAACGCAGGCAGCGGCAAGUACUGCCGCCUGUGUGACAUCCAGUUCAAUAACCUGUCAAACUUUAUCACUCACAAGAAGUUCUACUGUUCGUCACACGCCGCUGAACAUGUGAAAUGAAGCCCAUGCUCUCUCUCUCCCUCCGACCCAGCCCGUCCUUCUCUCCCUCCCUCCCUCCCUCGCUCCUUCUCCUCUUCUGCCCUCGCAGCAUCCCCUCUUUUUUUGGGUACACUGUCGUGUCUGGAGUAGUGAAUCAUGCAGUUUUAUACACUGCUUGUGGACAAUCAAGAGAAGCUUCUUCUGUCAUCAUUUUAAGACUUAAUGCAAAUCAUUGGUUAGGAAAAAAAAGAAAGAAAAAAAAAGACAAGUGUAAUAUUGGUGCCACUUUCACCUUUAUUUAUUUUACAAUCAGUAUUAAUAGGAGUAGUGCUCUUAAUUUAAAAUCAAAAAGGAAAUUUAUAUCAGAGUUGUUUGUAAUGUUAUUGUAUAGUCAUUCUUGUGUAGCACUCAUAUUGUUUACACUGUAAUGUAGGUUCAAGGAGACAAUAGUCACAGAGUACAAAAACAAAAAAUUGCAUUUUAGACACAAAAUAGCUCUCAGAAGCACUUGUGUAUUCUUAUUUGCUGUAACGUUUUUGUAUAUGCCUAAAUGUCAUUUGCAGCUUGCUAUCCAUGACUUCUCAGCCUUAAAACACUGUUUUCGGGGGAUAACCAGGCACAGGCACCCUACAUCUCAUGUUUUUGGCAUAUACACGCGGCUUUGCAUAUGUAUGGAACUGUUUGUCCCCGUCUCUUUUCUUCGACUCUGAAGUGGAUGUUUUCAUGACGAUGGCAGCAUUCUUUCUUGUAUAGUACUCGUAUUUCUGUUUGCUGAUAACAUUUUGGUCUCCCUUUUUAAAAAUGUGCUCUCAACGCAAUACUUUGUAAAUGAGGAAAAACGUUACUGAAAGCAGUAUUAUAAAAGGGGACUUGGCAGAAAUUAUUUGUUACCCACUAAAAGGGGGUGAAAAAGGAAGAAAAAAAAAACUAAGAAAAUUUUAAAGAAGUACGUUUAUCGAUGUUGACGAACAUAAUGGGAUGGAAGGGAGGGGAGGGUGGGGAAUAGUACUGUAAAAUGAUCAUUCCAAUGUCCUCAUGGGAGAAAAAAUAUUUCUUAAAAAAAUACGUUGUUGCUAUGCAUGUAUAUGGAUGGAAUUAAAUUCCAGAACUGUUGGAAAUUUUUAUUUUGAUGUGGUGUCAUAAUUAAACUUCAAUCCUCAGGAUAAGCUCUCA
Messenger RNA from Clupea harengus (Atlantic herring), 5027 nucleotides. It is a transcript of the gene zfpm2a, whose product is annotated as zinc finger protein, FOG family member 2a. The record is from RefSeq and is a predicted model, not a curated record. NCBI's taxonomy places the organism in Eukaryota, Metazoa, Chordata, Actinopteri, Clupeiformes, Clupeidae. Gene Ontology annotation, molecular function: RNA polymerase II-specific DNA-binding transcription factor binding. Gene Ontology annotation, cellular component: nucleus. Gene Ontology annotation, biological process: heart development; cell differentiation; positive regulation of transcription by RNA polymerase II.